AUGCAGGCCACCGCGCACCCCCUGUGCGGCGCGCGCUGCCAGCUCCGGGCGCGUGCGGCGGGCAGCACUGCCCCGGCCGCUCUGCGCGUCGGAGACGCACGGGUCACCGCGCGCGGACGUCCGGCGCGCCUCCCGCUCCCUUUGGCGCCGUUCUCGCCCGCGCAGCUCCCCACCGCCGCGCCCACGGUGCGUCGCGCGCCGCUGUGCCGGGCGGCCAACGGCGACGCGGGCCCGAACGACACGGGCCUGCUCGCGACGGUCGGCGUGCUCGCCAUGUGGGGCGUCCUGGGCUGGUACGUGUUCAACGUCGCGCCGAACCUGACCCCCCUGCGCGACAGCUACUUCAUCGAGAAGCUCGUCGGGAUCGCGGGGGACGACGGCGUGACGCUGUGCCCCGUGUACACCGGCAUCUUCAACAUCAUGGGCAUCUGGCCGGCCAUCUACGCCAGCCUCCUCGUGCCGUCGGGUCGCUCCUCGAACAACGUGCCCGCGUGGCCCUUCAUCACCCUCUCGUUCGGCCUCGGGAUGUUUGCGCUGAUGCCGUACUUCGCGUUCUGGCGGCCACAGCCGCCGGGGGCGCAGGAGCUCGGCCCGCCGUCGAAGGAGAGCCUGACGCUGGGCCAGAAGGCCCUCGAGUCCCCCAUCACGCCCUGGGUGCUGACCGCGGGCGCCGUGGCGUGCUGCGGCAUCAUCGCGUCGUCGACGGGGAAGCAGUGGAUCGAGUUCAGCCACCUGAUCGACGAGAGCCGCCUCGUGCACGUCACCACGCUCGACUUCUGCCUGUGCACGCUGCUGGCCCCCUACUGGAUGGGCAUCGACGCCGACGCGCGGCAGUGGGACAAGCGGGACUCCCUGCUCCCCGUCCUGACCUUCAUCCCGCUCUUCGGGCCCCUCGCGUACCUCAUCAUGAGGCCCAAGGCCGGCGACGCCACGGAGGCGUAG
This is a messenger RNA of Pedinophyceae sp. YPF-701, 942 nucleotides long. Lineage: Eukaryota; Viridiplantae; Chlorophyta; Pedinophyceae. The record is from the annotation of a GenBank genome assembly.